GUUUGUAAAGUUGUAACCGCGCAUGCGCACGUUUGUAAGACUCCGUAAAGCUACAGUUGUAGUGAAGACUCAUAUCACACAAAAUCCAAAAAUCCAAAUCCAAAAAAUCUAAUCUGAUCAGAUCUGAGCGAUUAUAACGCCUUUAUUCAGUAGAUGUAUGAAGUCAGUUCCCCUCAAGAACACACAGGUGUCCUAACAGUAUAACCACAGAGGCGUCAGAGCCAUGCACAGCAGUGCAUGGAGCGUGCGGGCUCUGUCCCCGGUUCUUCUGCCACGCUGGUUCUGUGAUGUUGGAGCGCGACCUGCUCAUGUGAGCAUCCUCAGAUCCGUGCGCUUUUUAAGCACAGAAGCACCCUCCGCAGCCCUGCCUGCUCGUGCCCGUGUGGUCAUCUGUGGAGGGGGCAUUGUGGGCACGUCAGUGGCGUAUCAUCUGGCCAAGCUGGGCUGGACUGAGAUAGUUCUGCUGGAGCAGGGCAGACUUGGAGCAGGCACAACUCGGUUUUGUGCAGGAAUAGUGAGUGUUGCCAAACCUCUUUCUGUUGAGAGUAAAAUGGCUGAUCACUCAAAUACACUCUAUGAGCGUUUGGAGGCAGAGACAGGUGUUAAAACAGGUUUUGUACGGACUGGCUCUCUUUGUCUGGCUCAGAAUCAGGAUCGCUUCCUGUCUUUAAAGCGUCUGGCGUCCAGACUGAAGGUUCUUGGUGUGAACUGUAACAUCAUCAAACCCAAAGAUGUGGCAAGGCUCCACCCACUCGUGAAUAUUCAUGAUCUUGUUGGUGCCCUUCACCUGCCGGGAGACGCUGUUGUUUCGCCGCCGGAUGUCAAUCAUGCGCUUGCUGUAGCGGCAGCAGGUUAUGGAGUUCAGAUUUAUGAAAACACGAGUGUGAAUCAUGUCUUGGUGCAGAAGGGUCACGUUACAGCCGUAGAAACCGAUCGGGGACCAAUAGAGUGUGAAUACUUUGUCAACUGUGCUGGACAGUGGGCGUAUGAGCUGGGUCAGAGCAGUGAGGUGAAAGUGUCGGUGCCGUUACAUGGCUGUGAGCAUUUCUACCUGCUCACUAAACCUCUCUCAGAGCCACUGCAGCCCGACAGCCCAGUAGUGAUAGACAUGGACGGACGGAUCUACGCUCGGGCCUGGCAGGGGGGGAUUCUGUCAGGCGGCUUUGAGAAGAACCCUAAACCAAUCUUCACUGAGGGACGCAACCAGCUGGAGAUUCACAACAUGCAGGAAGACUGGGACCACUUCGAGCCUAUGUUGAGUGCUCUUCUGCGGCGGAUGCCUAGUCUGGAGUCAUGUGAGAUCCAGCAGCUGGUGAACUGCCCAGAAUCCUUCACUCCAGACAUGCGCUGUCUGAUGGGAGAGACUCCAGGCAUAUACGGAUACUAUGUGCUGGCGGGCAUGAAUUCGUCGGGCCUGUCCUUCGCUGGGGGGGCGGGCAGAUAUUUGGCAGAGUGGAUUACAGAUGGAUACCCCAGUGCUAAUGUAUGGCCGUUAGACAUAAAGCGCUUUGGUAAUCUACAGAGCAGCCGGACAUUCCUGCGGCAUCGUGUUAUGGAGGUCAUGCCGCUCCUAUAUGAACUUAAAGUUCCUCGCUGGGACUUCCAGACUGGUCGACAGCUGCGCACGAGUCCGCUGUAUGACCGCUUGGACACUCAGGGAGCACGCUGGAUGGAGAAACACGGCUUUGAGCGAGCCAAAUACUUUGUUCCUGCUGGGAAGGAUCUACUGGCUCUGGACCAGAGUAAGACCUUCUAUAAACCGGACUGGUUUGAUAUUGUGGGAGCAGAGGUGAAAUGCUGUAAAGAGGCCGUGUGUGUGAUUGACAUGUCCUCCUUCACAAAGUUUGAGCUCACAUCUGCAGGUGAUCAGGCCUUGAGUCUGUUGCAGCGUUUGUGUGGUAAUGAUCUGGACGUGCCAGUGGGUCAUAUCGUCCACACAGGCAUGCUGAAUGAGAGAGGAGGAUAUGAGAAUGACUGCAGUGUGGUGCGACUCAGCAAAAACAGUUUCUUCAUCAUUUCACCUACUGAUCAACAAGUUCACUGCUGGUCUUGGAUUAAGAAGCACAUGCCCAACGAUCCUCAACUCCACCUGGAGGAUGUUAGCUGGAAAUACACAGCUCUGAAUCUGAUUGGCCCUCGUGCCAUGGACGUGUUGUCUGAGCUGUCUUAUGUGUCCAUGACUCCAGAACACUUCCCCUCUCUGUUCUGUAAGGAAAUGAGUGUGGGUUAUGCUAACGGCAUCAGAGUGAUGAGUAUGACACACACAGGAGAGCCAGGCUUCAUGCUCUACAUACCAAUAGAGUAUGCACUGCAUGUGUAUAAUGAAGUGAUGUCAGUCGGGCAGAAGUAUGGGAUCCGGAAUGCGGGCUACUACGCCUUACGGAGUCUGCGCAUUGAGAAGUUUUUUGCAUUCUGGGGGCAGGAUCUGGACUCGUUUACCACUCCACUGGAGUGCGGCCGAGAAUUCCGCGUCAAAUUUGACAAGGACACAGACUUUUUGGGUCGGGACGCUUUGUUGCGACAACGCGUGGAGGGAGUGACGCGACGCUUUAUUAUGUUGGUCCUUGAGGACCACGACACUGAGCUCGACCUCUGGCCCUGGUGGGGUGAACCCAUUUACCGAAACGGUGAGCUGGUAGGUGUCACCACAAGCAGCGCCUACAGCUACACCCUAGAGCGCCAUGUGUGUCUAGGCUUUGUCAGCCCGACCAACUCGGAUGGCGCUCCGGCCGUGGUCACCCCUGAUUUCAUCAACCGGGGCAACUAUGAGGUGGACAUCGCAGGGCAGAGGUACCCAGCUAAAGCAAAACUCUACCCUUUCAGCUCACUGUUUGCACAACAGAAGCGCCGCAAGGAUGACAUGGAGCUGAGCAACUUCCAGGGCAAGUGAAGGUGACGAGCCGUAGUCAGCUGAAUCAAAUCUACGAACAAGCGGCACUAGAGCUACAACUCAGUUUUGACACAGUCCACUCCAUUGAGUCCUGAAGAUAUCUUUUAUACACCAAAGGAUAUUUGUGUCAAGUGAGUCACUCAUUAUGUGGCAUUUAACAUUCUUUGAUAGAGCGGUUGAUGAAUUUUUAAAACACAUAAUAGUGUAACGUCACAAGUCGCCCAUUUUCGACAGCUGAAGUGGAACUUGUUUAGCUCGGGUAUUACAAUAAUUUGAAAGCAUAUUGCCUUUGGCUUUUUUGUAUGUGUGUGUGCUUGUAAAUAGUCCAAUUAUUGCACUUUUAAAAGUGCAUUAAUGUCUUGAAUAAUAUAUUGAUUCAUUGUUCUAGUUGUAAUCUUAGAUGUCUCUCUUUUUAAGAGCACAUGCCUGUGUCACAUGGUUUAAAAACAAAGGGUUGCAUUUUUAUACGAACAGCAGCUUUGAUUGUUUGAGGCAUCGAGUUGUGCUAAAUUGGUGAAAACUGUAC
Messenger RNA from Myxocyprinus asiaticus (Chinese sucker), 3416 nucleotides. RefSeq names its product pyruvate dehydrogenase phosphatase regulatory subunit, mitochondrial-like. Gene Ontology annotation, molecular function: oxidoreductase activity; protein binding. Gene Ontology annotation, cellular component: cytoplasm; mitochondrial matrix; mitochondrion. The record is from RefSeq and is a predicted model, not a curated record. Bases 224 to 2890 code for a protein of 888 amino acids. Lineage: Eukaryota; Metazoa; Chordata; Actinopteri; Cypriniformes; Catostomidae. The transcript is spliced from 19 exons.